UAGCUUGCCUGGACAUUGCCGCAUCUCUUUUGUCACACACUGCAAAUAUGUCCAGUGAAUUGAAAUGGAGACUUGACUAAUGGAUUGAGAGUAACAGGUAUGUGUGUGUGUGUAUGUGUGUGUGUGGGUGUGUGUCUGUGCAUGUGUGCGUGUGUUACCAGAGCUACCUGUCGAUGGAUGGGUUUCUCUAUAUAAGACACACUGUGCCAGGCAGGGACAAGGAAACGCUCCUGGGAGCCUGAUAAGACGCCAGCAUACACCAGCACCCUCUCUCUAUCAUCCUUCUGUUUCUUCCUUUUGGCAGUCAAUCUACAGGGAGCAGAAUGAAGAGCAUCCAGUAUUUGGCUGGACUUCUACUUCUCAUCAUUGUACAAAACAGUUGGCAAAUUCCCAUCGAGGACACAGAGGAAAAUUCUAGUGUAAUGUUAGAAGACACGCUAUUCAAUAAUCCAACUAACAUGAAGAGGCACUCAGAAGGAACAUUCUCAAACGAUUACAGCAAAUAUCUGGAGACCAGAAGAGCUCAGGAUUUUAUACAAUGGCUGAUGAACUCAAAGAGAAGUGGUUCCCACACAAGACGGCAUGCAGACGGCACAUACACCAGCGACGUGAGCUCAUACAUGCAAGACCAGGCAGCCAAGGAGUUUGUGUCCUGGCUGAAAAUGGGGAGAGGGAGAAGAGAGUAGAGAAGCACUGCAUACCUUUUACACUGGAAAGAGACACUCUGCAACACUCUGUUGGACCAUCCUAUUCUAUCAUACCAUAUUUUAUAAGGAACUGUGGUGUCAUUGCCUAAAACAAAAUGUGUUUGAAAUAAAUCUCUGUUGAACCUAA
This is a messenger RNA of Pangasianodon hypophthalmus (striped catfish), 834 nucleotides long. RefSeq names its product glucagon b (gene gcgb). The record is from RefSeq and is a predicted model, not a curated record. Bases 324 to 686 code for a protein of 120 amino acids. Gene Ontology annotation, cellular component: extracellular region. Lineage: Eukaryota; Metazoa; Chordata; Actinopteri; Siluriformes; Pangasiidae. Gene Ontology annotation, molecular function: glucagon receptor binding; hormone activity. The transcript is spliced from 4 exons. Gene Ontology annotation, biological process: response to starvation.